CCGCCCGUGCUGGUUAACCCGGGACACGAUGUGCGGAGAUGAAGCGCACCUUGAGUCCCAGUGUUUAGUUUGUAGUCGCAUCUUCGUUUCCUCAAAGUUCACAGUUUGACUGAGGAGCAGAACAGAACCCAGACAUGUCUUCAUCACAGACAUUUUCAGGUACAGAGCCAAACCAGCACAAGCGUGUAUCCGUUAAAUCCAAUCCUGGAUUCUUAGAGCGACUGAGCGAAACUGCAGGAGGAACCGUUUUUGGCAUCGGAUUGUUUUUUCUCUCAAUUUAUAUUCUCUUUACCAAUGAGGGACGAACUCUGCAAACAGCGUCCUCUCUGGAUGAAGGUCUGUCUCAGGUCGUGGAGCUGGGGCCCUACCUCAGCCUGGAGCUGCAGAACAACAACCGUCUAGUUCACCUGUCUGCUCAGCUGCACACUGCAGAGCCCCUCUAUGACCCCAACUACAGAGUGGUGGUGCAGGCGGUGAAGCUGCAGAGGCAGGUGGAGAUGUAUCAGUGGGUGGAGAACCGGGAGAGCAGGGAUUACCAAGAAGACGGAGAAACCAAAACUGAGACGACGUACAGCUACAACACUGAGUGGAAAUCAGAGCUGGUCAGCAGUCGCCAUUUUGACAAAGAAAUUGGUCACCAGAACCCAAGUGCCAUGGCGGUGGAGAGUGUGACAGUGGUGGCUCCUGAAGUCCGAGUCGGGCCUCUCGUUCUGUCUAAAGGCCUGGUGGAGCAGAUCCAGAACUUCCAGACCCUGAGUUUGACGAAAUUUUCUGCCUUGAGCUUGGACAGUUUUCUCACCGUCUAUGAUGAUUAUUUCUAUCACAAUCAAAAUCCCCGCCGCCCGGAGGUCGGAGACGUGCGUGUGAGAUUCUCGUACGCUGGACUGAGUGGUGAGACGUCCCCACUGGGCCCGGCUCAAACUGUCAGCAUCGUGGCCAUGCAGCGAGGGGAGCAGCUGAUGCCUUUUAAAACCAAGUCAGGAGACACGCUGGAGAUCCUGUACCUGGAGGAUCUCUCUGCAGAGGAAAUCUUUUCGAAAGAGCACCAGCACAACAGUUUGAAGACUUGGGGUCUCAGGGCUGCAGGAUGGGCCCUCAUGUUCCUCAGUAUUCAGUUGACCAUGCGCAUCAUCUACACACUGGUGGACUGGGUUCCUGUUCUCAGAGAGCUGGUGUCCGUGGGGCUGAAGAUCUUUGCCCUGUGUGUCUCCUGCUCUUUGUCUCUUCUCACCAUCGGAGUAGGUUGGUUUUUUUACCGACCAUUAGUGGCAGUGGCUCUGGGAGCGCUGGCUCUGGUCCCAGUGUUUCUUGCCCGCUCAGGACUUCUUACCAAGAAGAACAACUGACUCUUGAGGUGAUGAUUAUCACAGCACUUCCUGAUCCCUUGAAACGCGACGGUACUGAGGCAAACUGCAUAGGAUGGACUUCUUGGGUUAAACAAACCAAAAAUGUAUCUAGUGUUCUAAUGUAUUAGAAAAUGUCAGUCCCCCAUUGUCUCAGGCUGAUAUUAAAAGAGAUCACCUGGACCACUUCCUGUCCGACACAAGCUGUUAGGCGUUGCCUUUUAGUUAUAUUGUUAUCAGUUGUGGUCUUUCAGUAUUUCAUCCACUCAUAAAGUUCCUCAGCGUGAUCUUCUACAACAUAAAAUCACUGCAGUGUGAUUGUAACUUUAAAGACCCAGUCGUCAGUUUGUUAGGUACACUGAGUGGAACUGUACUCUCAUACAGAACAUUUCAUGAAGGUAGGACAUGCUUUAGGGCUGUUGGUGCUGGAUUGUAUUCGUUUUAGCUUGGUGUACCUAAUAAACUGCUUCACUUGUUUCCUUAUGCAAUAUGUUAUACUUCAUGUCCAUUAUAUUAUACUUUUCGCAUUGUCAGAGAUUUGUUCUGCAGUUGAAAACACAAUUUACAUAUUUUUCAUUUGUGAUGAAUGUCACUUUCUGAUCUAAUUUCGGCACCAAAGUUGGGAUCUGCUAUUUUGAUUUCUAGUUUGUAUUAAGCAUGUGUUGAAUAAAUUCCUUCUGAGUCCUGUU
Molecule: messenger RNA, 2032 nt
Organism: Platichthys flesus (European flounder)
Lineage: Eukaryota; Metazoa; Chordata; Actinopteri; Pleuronectiformes; Pleuronectidae
Product: transmembrane protein 43
Exons: 12
Coding region: 135-1346 (403 amino acids)
Biological process (GO): nuclear membrane organization
Cellular component (GO): nuclear inner membrane
Source: RefSeq, a predicted model, not a curated record